GUGUUGGCCGGAAAACCAUUGAUUUCGGGAAGUGCCAUUGGCACGGAAGGACAGCUCUCUGUCUACAACUGGAAAAAUGGACCCUGUUAUCGAUGUUUGUAUCCCAAACCAAGCAUCACGGCAGGUGCAAAAUCCUGUAGUGACAAUGGAGUUUUGGGACCCGUCCCGGGCUUGAUUGGGGUAUUGCAAUCCUUGGAGGUUUUGAAAGUGCUAACCGAUACGGGAAACUCCAUGAAUGAACGAAUGCUCAUGUACGAUUCCUUGCAGUGUUCUUUCAUGACUCUCAAAAAACCCAAAAAGCAAUCCACAGCAUGCCCUGUUUGUAGCGGAGAAAACGCCACAAUCAAAUCCAUGGCAGACAGUGCCCAAGAUUUGCAAGCUGCACGAGGACCUGCCAGCUGUGACAUGUACACUCCAGCUCCGCUCGAACCAGAAUACCAGAUUUCGUGUACGGAUUACCAUGAUCUGCAACAGCAACGGCAACAGCAACAACAGCAUGUCUUGUUGGAUGUACGAGUCAAGGAACAGUACGAUCUCUGUGCUCUGAAUGACCGUGCCAUCAAUAUUCCACUCGCGAGCUUGGAGGAAAACCUGGACCGUGUAGCGAAGCUUUCAGAGGGAUGGACCAAACCAGUCUAUUGUUAUUGUCGUCGAGGUGUCUUGUCCGUAGAAGCCACAAAGCUCUUGAAUGACUAUGUGACGAAACAGAAUGAUCCUAGUAACAAGCCAACCAUCAAAAACAUCAAGGGUGGAUUAGAAGCUUGGAGGAAGCAAGUGGACAAAUCAUUUCCCAACUAUUAG
Messenger RNA from Seminavis robusta, 801 nucleotides. NCBI's taxonomy places the organism in Eukaryota, Bacillariophyta, Bacillariophyceae, Naviculales, Naviculaceae. The record is from the annotation of a GenBank genome assembly.